GGAGGCCGGCUGGUGGCGGCACUGGAGAAUGCGGGCUGCGGGGGUCACGGUCUCCGAGGAGCGCUGGGCAGGUGAUGCUUUUGUGAACCGCAGCUUUAAAUAUUCAAGCCAACUGCUCCUCUCGAGAAUAUUUGUAUUCAUAUUCAUAAGUGUAUUUUUUCAAGAUGAGUCAUAGUAAAUUAAUUCCCAAGCUCUCAAUUCGGUCUCCUGUCCACCACACCAGCUUAAAAGUCCAGUCCACAGAGCCACCUUUUAAGAAAGACUUACACCCGAUUUCAAAAGACUCCUUGGAAUCCGAUUCAGAAAGCUUCACUCAAGAGAGCAAGUCCCAGUCUGGACUUGGAAAUCCAAUCCAGGACAAUAUGGAGCCUGACAGCCUGGAGGAGGAAAGCCCUCAACCGGAAAGCCUGAGUGAGACAGAAGAGGAAGGAAGCAGAAAAACAGCCCAGAAGGACGGCAAGGAAAACCUCCACACCCACAACGAUGGCAUAUACUCCAGCCAACAGCCGGUAGAGGAUAAAUAUUCAGACCUGCGAUACGACCCAAACUGGAAGAGUAAGAAAGAGGAGAGGAAGUUCUUGACUGUGGAAGGACUGCCAGAGUCUGUAGACAGCUCGACUGAAAAUCUGACUUCAGAUCCACUGUACCCCUCCAAGGAGACGUCCAUGGAACUCCCUGGGGGAAAGGCGGAACAGAAGAGGAGCCCACAGAGCGUUGCCUCCUUACUUGGGAGUGAAUUUUUAAGCCCGAACUAUGAGCGCGGCACCCAUCACAGCCAGCCAUCUUCGGAGCUGAGCGACCGUGAUCUGGAGAAGUCCAGCAAGCUCUCUCGGUGCUUGAAGAGUUCAAGUUCACAUAAUGAGGUUUCUCUGCCAGGAUCACGUGGCCGGCGGCGAAGGAAGUCCAAACAAUAUUUUGUGGAAAAAAACAAGCUGACUCUGGGAUUACCUACUCCUAAAACGGACUCGUAUCUUCAGCUUCACAAUAAAAAAAGGGGGGACGUUCUCUCAGAACAGAUCUCCUACUCCAUCAGUGUAACUGACAAGACGUCCAUUCAGAAUGCCAAAGAGACUGAAAACGCUGCCAUUGAUCCUGUAGACAAAUGGCAUCAAAGAGCCCAACAGUUAAAGAAUCACCAAGAACACUGGUCUCAAUGUGAAAGUGCAAAAUCAAACAACCUACUGAGACGUCAAUCUUCUGAAACCACCAACGGUCAGCAGCCUUCCAGAAAACCAGCCAAGCGCCGCAUCCGGAAACAGCAUCAACGCCAGCGUGGCCUGAAGUCUUUGGUGACUGAGGAGCUGGCUGUCUGUCAGGGAAACCAGGAUAGCACUCCCAGACAGCAACCAAACGAGAAUAAGCCCACUGAUCCUUCAAUAAAGCACGAAACAACUGUAAUUACGAAUGCCCCGAAUGAUGAUUUACAAGACUCAAGUGCACUUAGGAGCCGGGAUCCCAAAGUAACCUCCAACAAACUUGGCCCAGCACAGCAGGCUUCUGAUAAGGCAUCGUAUAACAACUCUACUGGGUAUCAGUCAGUGACGGAUGUUCACACAAGAGGACACGAAGGCCAAGACGAGAAAAGACCGUCACACCAGCAGCCACACAUCCACACUCUUUCCAAUGUGGGCUUGAACCACCUAAACGAGCUUAGUAAGAGACAAGUGCCCCUGAGCCAGAAAGGCUCACAGUCUGUUCCUACAGUAAAUGUUAAUGGAUCAACCACAAAUAAGAAGCAACCCAAGCAGAUUUACACAGAGACGAAAUAUAAGAACUUAGAAAUAUUAUGGAAAUUCCAUUCUCCCUCUGACAGCCAGCCUGUCAGAGCUUCUCCGGACUCCCAGCUCGCUCAGAUCAUGGAGCACCAUCAGCAGGCCUUAAAGCAGCUGACGGAGGUGCAGCCUAACGAAGGGGCCUCGCCCAGCGUCACAUUUCCACCUAUCUUGUCCAGGGUAGAAAGCGAAUCCCAACUCAGCGCGGAGACAAGCCAAAGAAACCAAGUGAAAGUGGGUCGGAGCAACUCCGAAGGCUAUCUGUUUCAGCUGGAAAAAGGAAAAAAGCACAGGAAAAGCAGCAGCACCAAGAGUGCCAAGCUGAAAGGUUAUCAGAAAAGAGACGUGAAGCUUGGAGGCCUUGGACCUGACCUUGAGUCCAUCAGAGACAAAAUGCAGAAAUUAAUCCAAAAAAAGGAAUACGCCAGACAAGUUCAGGAGUAUAACACGAAGACGCUAUCCCUCCUGCCGAAACCACAAACAGCAAAAACCAAAAGUAAAUCGGCCAUCCCUCGGCAGAAGGCUUUGGAAUAUGCUAAGACCAUCCCCAAACCCAAACCUUCCAAUCUGACUGAUCGAGCAUCGAAGGAGAAGAAAAAUCCAACCUAUGCUCGAAAGGAAGACACUCUGCCUGAAAUCUCCCUGCUGGAAAUACUGCAGAAUAGACACGAAAGGGAAAAACAGGCUGUGGCCGCUUUCAAAGCCCUUCACAUUGUGUAGACAACACAUGUAUCAGAGACCAAAAAUGCCCGGGGACUGGACACGGAGGAAGAGGGCCAACCAACCUCCCUGCAUGGGGAGGGAGGACCCAAUGUCCUCCAGCUGCGGUCCAUGUUCGCUUUGUGCAGAAUUUAAAAUAUGGAGCCGUACCACAUCACGGUGCCACAUUUUAGGUUCUACAAAGAAUGUUUUCUUCAUUAUUUAUUUUCAAAUCAGAAUUCUGAACUCAUUCCAUUUGAAUAAGAACUAGGGAAUAAAGGCUUUUAGUUGUAGAUUGGAUUUUUUGCUUCCUUAAACAAUCUCUACCCAUCCUUGCAUAAAUGAAAACCUUGAAGUUGCCCAGUAAUAAAUGUAUCUACUAUGCUGCUCUCUUACCCUCCAGAUAAGAAAAAGGUAUGAAUGCUUCAGUUUCAACUAAAAUGAACUUAAACUGGACUAACUAACUGCCAGUACAUCAGA
Molecule: messenger RNA, 2951 nt
Organism: Lynx canadensis (Canada lynx)
Lineage: Eukaryota; Metazoa; Chordata; Mammalia; Carnivora; Felidae
Gene: JHY
Product: junctional cadherin complex regulator
Biological process (GO): axoneme assembly; brain development
Source: RefSeq, a predicted model, not a curated record